ACGGACCAAAAUAUCAUCCGGAGAGUUGACGUGGACGUUUAUGUGCAAAAUGGCCAAUUCUAAGGUAGAAAUUUCAACCGAUAGUUCCAACGUAUCACCGAAUAUAAAUGUGCCGUCACAGCCCAACAACCCACUCUCCAGGAAGCUUAACAAAAUAUUGGAAACGAGACUUGACAAUGACAAGGAGAUGCUGGAGGCGCUUAAGGCGCUUUCAGUCUUCUUCACUGAGAACAGUUUGCGGACCAGAAGAAAUCUUCGUGGUGAUAUAGAGAGACGAAGUCUGACUAUCAAUGAAGAAUUUGCACGAAUAUUCAAAGAAGUUAAAGAGGAGCUUGAAAGUGUUCAUGAGGAUGUCCAGGCCAUGAGCACAUGUUGUGAAGAAAUGACCAACAGAUUGAAGGCUGCAAAAGAGCAAACACAGGACCUCAUUGUAAAAACCAACAAGCUGCAGGGAGAAAAUCAUCGACUUGAGGUGAGAGCUCGGGUUGCUCAAGCUUUCCUUGCCAAGUUCCAGCUCUCUAAUGAGGAGAUGGCCACGCUACGAGGUGCUCGUGAUGCACAAAUUACUGAGGAUUUUUUCAAAGUUCUCAGCCGGGUGAAGCACAUUCAUGAGGAUGUGAAAAUCCUCCUGCGAACAAACCAGCAAACUGCAGGGUUAGAGAUCAUGGAGCAGAUGGCAGUGUUACAGGAGACCUCAUAUGAGCAACUGUACCGCUGGGCUCAGAAUGAAUGCAGAGGAUUGACUCAGGAGACGUGUGAUAUCAGCCCUGUGUUGACUCAAGCCAUGGAGGCCUUACAGGACCGACCAGUUCUUUACAAGUACACCCUGGAUGAGUUUGGGACUGCACGCAGGUGUGCUGUGGUACGAGGCUUCAUUGAUGCUCUGACCCGAGGUGGCCCAGCAGGAACUCCUCGCCCAAUAGAGAUGCAUUCACAUGACCCUAUGAGGUAUGUUGGGGACAUGCUGGCCUGGCUGCACCAAGCAACCGCCUCAGAGAAGGAACAUCUUGAAGCUCUGCUGAAACAAGUCACUAUGCAAGGUGUGGAGGAGAACAUGCAAGAAGUGGUGGGACACAUCACAGAGGGAGUCUGCAGGCCCCUGAAAGUCCGGAUAGAACAAGUCAUUGUGGCAGAGCCAGGUGCUGUCCUGCUAUACAAGCUGUCCAACCUGCUCAAAUUCUACCACCACACAAUCAGCUCUAUUAUUGGAACGAGUGUGGCCUCAUUGCUCAUGACCAUUGAAGAAAUGCACCUCCUCAGCAAAAAGAUGUUCUUCAACAGUCUGAGCCUUCAUGCAAGCAAACUCAUGGACAAGGUGGAGCUGCCACCUGCAGACCUUGGACCUACAGCAUCACUCACUCAGACCCUCUCUCUUCUCAGGGAGGUGCUUGCCUCCCAUGACUCCUCCGUCGUUCCUCUGGAUGCUCGUCAGGCUGACUUUGCUCAGGUGCUGUCUUGCAUCCUGGAUCCCCUCCUGCAGUUGUGCACCGUGUCAGCCAGUAACCUCGGCACAGCUGACAUGGCUACCUACAUGGUCAACUCACUGUACGUCAUGAAGACCACGCUGGCUCUCUUUGAGUUCACCGACAAGAGGCUUGAGAUGCUUGAGUUCCAGAUUGAGGCUCACCUUGAUACACUGAUCAACGAGCAGGCAUCAUACGUGCUGACCAGAGCCGGACUGAGUUACAUCUACAGCUGUGUGCAGGAGCACGGCACUGAACAGGGUCCUCUGUCCCUUCUCCCUGGUAUGGACAGCUCCUCUGUGAAAGCAGCAAUGGUCCAGUUUGAUCGCUACUUGUCCUCACCUGACACUCUUGUGAUGCCACAGCUCAAUUUCCUGCUGAGUGCAGCCAUUAAGGAGCAGAUUUUCCGACAGUCAACAGAGCUGGUAUGCAGAGCAUAUGGAGAGGUUUACACGGCUCUGACCAGCCCAGCUAAUGCCUACAAAGACCCAGAAAACCUGGUACCCAGAUCCCCUCAGCAAGUUCAAACCCUGCUGUCCUGAGACACUUUGAUUCCUUGUUGAUGUGAGAUGCAAAGCGAGGACCUGCAGAGGAAAACCUGCAGGUUAUUUAAGGAGAUAUGUAAUUUGUACAGUAAAUGUAUAUAAAAGUAGAUGUAUAGGCCCAGCUUAUGUUGGAAAAUGUGUGAUGUGGGUCAGUGACCUCAGAGAGACAUGU
Messenger RNA from Melanotaenia boesemani (Boeseman's rainbowfish), 2180 nucleotides. RefSeq names its product component of oligomeric golgi complex 6 (gene cog6). Gene Ontology annotation, biological process: intra-Golgi vesicle-mediated transport. Gene Ontology annotation, cellular component: COG complex. The record is from RefSeq and is a predicted model, not a curated record. NCBI's taxonomy places the organism in Eukaryota, Metazoa, Chordata, Actinopteri, Atheriniformes, Melanotaeniidae. The coding region runs from base 41 to 2005 and encodes 654 amino acids. The transcript has 19 exons.